AUGUCUCUAUUGGCUUCUUCUUCCUCUUGCAACUACAAAUACAUUGUCUUCCCGAGCUUUCACGGACCGGAUGUCCGUAAAACACUUCUUAGUCACAUGCGCAAACAGUUUGACUUCAACGGCAUCACUAUGUUUGAUGAUCAAGGGAUUGAGAGAAGUGAAGAGAUCGCCCCUUCACUCAAAAAGGCUAUCAAAGAAUCGAGGAUCUCGAUCGUGAUUCUCUCCAAGAAAUAUGCAUCGUCAAGCUGGUGUUUGGACGAAUUGGUGGAUAUCUUAAAGCGCAAAAAAGCUAUGAAACAGAUAGUAAUGACCGUCUUCUAUGGAGUGGAGCCAUUUGAGGUACGGAACCAGACCGGAGAAUUCGGGAUCGCUUUCAAUGAAACUUGUGCACGUAAGACGGACGAGGAAAGACAAAAAUGGAGCAAAGCUUUGAACGAAGUGGCCAAUAUUGCUGGAGAAGACUUCUUAAGAUGUGAUAAUGAAGCCAAAAGGAUAGAGAAGAUCGCCAGAGAUGUUUCAAAUAAACUGAAUGCUACACCUUGUAGGGAUUUUGACGGCAUGGUGGGACUUGAAGCUCAUUUGACAGAAAUGGAGUCUUUGCUAGAUUUAGAUUAUGAUGGAGUUAAGAUGGUUGGAAUCUCUGGUCCUGCAGGGAUUGGUAAGACAACCAUAGCCAAAGCUCUGCAGAGUCGAUUCUCUAAUAGGUUUCAGCUUACUUGUUUUGUCGACAAUCUAAGGGGAAGCUAUCUUAGUGGUCUAGAUGAGUUGCGUUUACAAGAACAAUUUCUUUCAAAUGUUUUGAACCAAGAUGGUAUUAGGAUAAACCAUUCAGGUGUGAUAGAAGAAAGGCUAUGCAAGCUGAGAGUGCUCAUCAUUCUUGAUGAUGUGGACCAUAUAAAGCAAUUAGAGGCGUUGGCAAAUAAAACUACAUGGUUUGGUCCAAGAAGCAGGAUCGUAGUUACCACAGAAAACAAAGAGCUUCUGCAGCAAGAAUGGAAAAGCUAUCCACAAAAGGGUUUUCAAUGGCUUGCAUUAAGAGUAACACAGCUUUGUGGUAAACUUCCAUUGGGUCUCUGUAUGGUGGGUUCAUCUUUACGUGGGAAGAAUGAAGAAGGAUGGGAAGAAGUAAUCUGCAGCCUAGAAAAUAAUAUUGAUCGUGAUAUCGAGGAAGUACUAAGAGUUGGUUAUGAGAGUUUAGAUGACAAUGAGAAAACGCUAUUUCUCCAUAUUGCAAUCUUCUUCAACAAUCAGUAUGUUCAUCUUGUGGAACGCUUGUUCGCUGACGGUGACUUGGAUUUCAAACGUGCGUUAAAAAUCCUUGAGAAUAGAUCUCUCAUAGAGAUAUCUUUUAGUAGUAGAAUAGUGAUGCACAGAUUACUACAACAAGUGGGUAAAAAAGCCAUUCAAAAACAAGAGCCUUUGAAACGCCAAAUCUUAAUGGAUGCUCGUGAGAUUUGUUAUGUCCUCGAAAAUGACACAGAUACCAGAUACGUGUCUGCCAUAUUAUUUGAUAUAUCUGGUAUCGAUGAAGUCUAUAUCAGAGAGGGAGCUUUUAGAAGAAUGUCUAAUCUUCGGUUCCUCACAGUAUACAAAAGUAAAGAUGAUGGGAAUGAUAUAAUGGAUAUACCAAAGAGGAUGGAGUUUCCACGUCGACUUAGGAUACUAAAAUGGGAAGCAUACCCAAACAAGUGUUUUCCUCCCAAAUUCCAUCCGGAAUAUCUUGUGGAACUUGUUAUGAAGAAUAGCAAGCUCGAGUACCUCUGGCAAGGAACCCAGCCGCUAAAGAAUCUCAAGGAGAUGAAUUUAAAAGGGUCCUCCAAUUUGAAGGCACUCCCAAAUCUUUCAAAUGCUACAAAGAUGGAGAUAUUGAAACUGAGUGAUUGCAAGAGUUUGGUGGAGAUUCCAUCCUCUUUUUCGCAUCUUCAAAGAUUAGAGAAGUUGCGGCUGAGGGGGUGCAUAAGUCUGGAAGUCAUUCCAGCUGACAUGAACUUGGAAUUUCUUUACGACUUAGAUAUGAGAGGAUGCUCAAGAUUGAGAAAUAUUCCAGUUAUGUCAACGAGACUCUACUUUCUAAAUAUAUCGGAAACAGCUGUUGAAGAUGUGUCUGCAUCAAUUACGUCUUGGCAUCAUGUUACGCAUCUCUCGAUAAACAGCAGCGCAAAGUUAAGGGGUUUAACACAUCUCCCAAGGCCUGUCGAAUUUCUAGACCUAAGCUACUCUGGUAUCGAAAGGAUUCCAAAUUGCAUCAAAGAUCGUUAUUUGCUUAAAAGCCUAACUAUAUCUGGAUGCAGAAGACUCACAUCAUUGCCAGAGCUCCCUGCUUCGCUCAAGUUCCUAGUCGCAGACGAUUGUGAAUCACUGGAGACCGUAUUUUGCCCUUUCAAGACAUCAAAAUGUUGGCCCUUCAACAUUUUCGAAUUCACCAACUGUUUCAAAUUGGACCAAGAAGCAAGAAGAGCAAUUAUCCAACGGCCAUUUUUUCACGGGACAACGCUCUUACCUGGAAGAGAAGUGCCAGCAGAGUUCGAUCACCGAGGAAGAGGAAAUACCUUGACCAUUCCUCUCGAAAGGAAAAGGUCUUACCGUGGCGUUGGGUUUUGCGUCGUGAUUUCCCCUAACCACCAAAUCACAGAAAAAUUUCAUUCCGGACUACUUAUCAAAUCUCGAACAAAACAUUUACUGAUAAUUCACUAUCACUUUGAAAGAUUAGACCACCAAUCUCCAGCGUUGAGCAGAGAGUUGUUUUUCGAAUUACGCAGCGUAAACGAUAACUUCAGAUUAUUGAAUGUGGUGCCAGAUUGAUUGAAGAAGAGAGCAUUGAAGAUAACUAUGAGUCUGGAUCAGACCAAGCCUCCGAAGAAGAUAGCAUCGAAGAGAACUAUGGAUCUGGAUCAGACCACCAAGCUUCCGAAGAAGAUAGCAUCGAAGGGAGCUAUGAAUCUGGAUCAGAACAAGCGUCCGAAGAAGACAGCAUCCAAGAAGAGAACUAUGAAGAGAGCAUCCAAGAAAGCUAUGAAGCUGGAUCAGACCAAGUGUCUGAAGAAGAGAGCUAUGAAUCUGGAUCAGAACAAGCCUCUGAAGACGAAAAUGAGUUUGAACACAGCGAAGAAGCCUCUGAAGACUACAAAUGGAGUAAUACUAAUCUGUGACUCCCAAAGUCGAAGGAGAGAGCAAGUGCCAUACCCAGACAAACGCACGAGCAAUCUCCUUCGCAAUCAUGGUGAAUUCUUCCUCUGAAACAUUGAAUUAUUUUCUUGCUAUUAACUCGAACAGAAAUGAAUAAUGAUAUGAUGAUUUUCUCGUGCUUGCAGAUUAUCUCAGAGAAGAAUCGCCGCGAGAUCUCCAAAUACCACCUCUUCAAAGGUGAUUAAGCUUAUGUAGAGCUUUUUGUCAAAGGAGUAUGUCAAAGAGACUUUUACUUGGGUACAUUACUACUGGUUCCUUAACAAUGAAGGCAUUAACUUCCUCAAGACUCACCUCAAUCUCCCACCUGAGAUUGUUCCUGCGGUCCUGCCACCUUAAAAAGCAGCCUUCUUUUUUUUUCCACGACUGAGACCUUAAUUAAAAGCAGCCGAAUAAGCGACCAAUUUUCUGUAAAAAGCACUUACUAGAUUUUACUUUGUUAGGCUUUCCCUUUUGUGUAUUUUUGUAUGUCUCUUUAAAAAGAUAAGGCAUUCACGGUAAAACAAAACAAAAAAAUCAACGAAAAAUAAUUACGGAAACACAAAUAUUUAAUGAAAAUAAAAAAC
Messenger RNA from Arabidopsis thaliana (thale cress), 3749 nucleotides. RefSeq names its product Disease resistance protein (TIR-NBS-LRR class) family. Gene Ontology annotation, biological process: signal transduction; defense response. The coding region runs from base 1 to 2802 and encodes 933 amino acids. Gene Ontology annotation, molecular function: ADP binding. The record is from RefSeq and is marked reviewed. The transcript has 6 exons. Lineage: Eukaryota; Viridiplantae; Streptophyta; Magnoliopsida; Brassicales; Brassicaceae.